Molecule: messenger RNA, 836 nt
Organism: Astrephomene gubernaculifera
Lineage: Eukaryota; Viridiplantae; Chlorophyta; Chlorophyceae; Chlamydomonadales; Astrephomenaceae
Source: the annotation of a GenBank genome assembly
GUUUUACUUUUCCUAUAAGUCAACGUAUCCACUACUGCGGGCACCUCUAGGGAUAUUGCUUUUGAGGAAAAACGCAACCUGACAAAGACGUUACCAAAUAUGGCAGCGGCCACAGCCGGAGACGGAAGGCCUACUUAUUCUGCAAGCUCUUACUGGGAUCAUCGCUACACCGGGCCUGCUAAGAAUUUCGACUGGUUCUUUAACUACCCAGCGCUCAAGGCUCUCCUGCAACGGUACCUGCCUUCGGGACGGGUUCUCCAUGUUGGCUGCGGGAACAGUAAUAUACAACAAGGCAUGGCCGCGGACGGCUUCAAAGUAACAAACGUAGACAUCUCACCAGUCGUUAUCGAACAAAUGCGUGUCCAACACGCGGACAACGUCUCUCUGGACUAUCUGGUCGCAGAUUGCAGAGCCAUGCCCGAACUCGAGAGCUGCAGUUUCCAAUCCUGCAUCGACAAGGGGACGAUGGAUGCGGUGCUGUGCAGUCAGUCAGGCCAGGUGGACGCCGCCAAAUACCUCCACGAAAUCGACAGGCUGCUCCAGCCCGGCGGUACCUUCCUCCUCAUCUCCCUGGGCGCCCCUGAUGCCCGGGUGGCCAUGCUGGAGAAGCAACUGUGGGGCGAGGUGCAGAUCCUGCUGCUGCCCAAGCCGCUGCUGUACCUGCAGUCCGACGCCUCCCUGUCGGGCCGCCCGCUGCCGGCCCACUGCGCCGCCAACAAGGACGAGCCGGUGCAGCCGCUGGGGCCCUGGCGGCCGCAGGAGGCGGCGGAGCAGCUGGGGCGCAUGCAGCUGGACGCGCGGGACUUCUUCUUCGCUUACCUGUGCACAAAGCCGGG